Molecule: messenger RNA, 1440 nt
Organism: Rotaria socialis
Lineage: Eukaryota; Metazoa; Rotifera; Eurotatoria; Philodinida; Philodinidae
Source: the annotation of a GenBank genome assembly
AUGUCUAGUUCAGGGGGCAGCAACGCCAAAAAGCCGCGAAUAGACUCGAACAGUCUUCUUUCGGCUAUACCUUCACGAAUGCCAAUAUCAAAUGGGCCGGGUACAGGAGGUACUCGACCACUCGUUGCAUUACUUGAUGGACGUGAUUGUUCCAUUGAAAUGCCGAUAUUAAAAGACAUAGCAACUGUAGCUUUUUGUGAUGCUCAAUCAACAUCGGAAAUUCAUGAGAAAGUAUUAAAUGAAGCAACUGCAGCACUUGUUUGGCAUGCAAUAACUUUGAAAAAGGAGGAUCUAGCCAAAUUUAAAGCUCUAAAAUUAAUUGUACGUAUUGGAUCUGCUUAUGAUAAUAUCGAUAUUAAAGCAGCUGGUGAUCAAGGUAUUGCUGUUGCAAAUGUUCCAUCGCAAUGCGUUGAAGAAAUGGCUGAUACAACAUUAAGUAUGAUAUUAAACUUGUAUCGACGUACAGCAUGGUUAGCUCAAGCAGUUAAAGAUGGUAAACGUGUAUCAACACCUGAACAAAUUCGUGAAGUUGCAUCUGGUUGUGCACGUAUUCGAAAUGAAACAUUAGGCAUUAUCGGUCUUGGUCAAGUUGGUAUGGCUGUUUCUCUACGAGCAAAAGUGUUUGGUUUUAACGUUAUAUUUUUUGAUCCGUAUCUUUCCGAUGGAAUCGAUAAAGUUUUAGGAAUCACUCGGGUAUUUACAUUACAAGAUUUACUAUAUCGUUCUGAUUGUGUAACACUUCAUUGUUCACUUAAUGAACAUAAUCAUCAUUUAAUUAAUGAUUUUACCAUCAAACAAAUGAGACCAGGUGCAUUUCUUGUUAAUGUAUCACGUGGUGGUCUUGUUGAUGAAACAGCAUUAGCUGCAGCAUUAAAAGAUGGUCGAAUUCGAGGUGCGGCAUUAGAUGUACUUGAAAAUGAACCGUACAAUUUAGCUGCUGGUCCAUUAAAAGAUGCUAUUAAUUUAAUAUGUACACCACGUACUGCAUGGUUUAGUGAAGCUAGCUCACAAGAAAUACGAGAAAAUGCAGCACAUGAAGUACGACGUGGUUUAACAGGAAAACUACCUGGUUCACUUCGAUAUUGUGUUAAUCGAGAUUAUCUUAACGGACCACGUUCAGCUUUUGAAACUGGUCUUAACGGAGCAUCACUUUCAUCAUUAUUUCCUUUAGCAGCGCCAUUUCUAUCAACAGCCGGACAUCUCCUAGGCGAUCCAUCAGCUGUAGGAGCAAUGCCACCAUCCAUUUUACCAUCAGCUCUUCAACAAGCAGCCAGCGCAACAUCAAGUAGCAGUACGCCAUCAUUACUUUCAUCAACUGGCAAUAAUUCACCUGUUGUAGUACCUGUUAGUAUUGGCGAAUCGGCUUUGCAAUCGGCAGCCAAAGCAGCAGCUGCCUCACAUGGAAAUAAUAAUAAUGGUGGAGACUCAGCUGGAGAUUAA